AGUACUUAUGUAUUUGGAGAAGAUGUGAGCUUUGGUGGGGUCUUUCGUUGCACAACAGGCUUAGCUGAUCGAUUUGGUAAACGAAGGGUUUUUAAUACCCCUCUCUGUGAACAGGGCAUUGUAGGAUUUGGCAUUGGUCUAGCAGCUAUGGGUAAUCGAGCUGUAGCAGAAAUCCAGUUCGCAGAUUACAUUUUUCCUGCUUUUGAUCAGAUUGUCAAUGAAGCUGCAAAGUUCAGAUACCGAAGUGGAAAUCAAUUUAAUUGUGGAGGUUUAACAAUACGAUCCCCCUAUGGAGCUGUGGGCCAUGGUGGACAUUAUCAUUCACAAUCUCCUGAAGCUUUCUUCUGUCACGCCCCUGGUAUCAAAAUAUCCUACUACAUGAAUACUAUGGAUCAUUCGCGUCCGGCAUUUCCUCCAAUAUUGGUUUAAAUAGUUGCAUUACAAGGAGACAGACAACUGGAACAAAAACUUCAAAAUGGUCUCUAUCAAGUCAGAAAUGUGAUAUCAUUCAUCAAGUUGGAAAGUUCUAGCACACUCUUGAAAGUUUGUUCUGCUUAGUGGCUUGUGACCUGAGAUAGUAGCUGCAUAC
Messenger RNA from Prunus avium (sweet cherry), 589 nucleotides. The record is from RefSeq and is a predicted model, not a curated record. NCBI's taxonomy places the organism in Eukaryota, Viridiplantae, Streptophyta, Magnoliopsida, Rosales, Rosaceae.